Messenger RNA from Baudoinia panamericana UAMH 10762, 444 nucleotides. RefSeq lists its product as uncharacterized. NCBI's taxonomy places the organism in Eukaryota, Fungi, Ascomycota, Dothideomycetes, Mycosphaerellales, Teratosphaeriaceae. The record is from RefSeq and is a predicted model, not a curated record. The transcript has 2 exons. The coding region runs from base 1 to 444 and encodes 147 amino acids.
AUGCGGCAACUCAACCGCAUGGUCGACGCUAGUGCGGAUUUGCAGCGCACUCUACGAGAUGUGUUUGAUAUCAAGAAGGAGAUCCUGUAUUGCUUUAUCGCCUCUAACCAGUCUGUUCCUACUUCCAUACAAUCACAGCUUGGAUUGCUGGACAAAGCACCGCCUGUCAUGCUCAACGUCAUUCAAGCACAGGAGGCGGCGAAGCAGAAAGCGCCACAGCGGAUGCGAUGUGAGCCGAUGCAGCGCGAGCCACUGAAGCAGAACGAUGACAUACAGCCGCAAUACCGCAUACCCGCGUCGAAGGCAAGUCGGUUCGCUUGUUCAACCCCGACCACACUUUUUGCUGGUGCUAGCAAGGCCGCGAAGGCACUGUCUGACCCCAGCAGCUCCGCCAAAGCUACCUCUAGCACCGCCACCUCCGCUACCUCCGCCUACGGCCUCUGA